This is a messenger RNA of Schistocerca serialis cubense, 5800 nucleotides long. It is a transcript of the gene Swt1, whose product is annotated as transcriptional protein SWT1. Lineage: Eukaryota; Metazoa; Arthropoda; Insecta; Orthoptera; Acrididae. The transcript has 20 exons. Gene Ontology annotation, molecular function: protein binding. Gene Ontology annotation, cellular component: nucleus. The coding region runs from base 53 to 3082 and encodes 1009 amino acids. The record is from RefSeq and is a predicted model, not a curated record.
GCAGCAGCUGUGUUUACGUUGUGUGCAAGGUGGUGGUUUGUUAUGAAUAUAUAUGUGUGCUGUGUUGCAAAACACAAUGAGUGUUGUGAAGAGAAAGUUUGUAAAAAGACUUAACAAUGACUGGGAAGUGUAUGUUUCAGCAAAGUACCCAGACAAAUAUUUUUAUUUCAACUUAAGGACUGGAGUUACGACUUGGGAACCUCCUGAUCCAGCUGAAGACGUGCAAAUUAAGCAGGAAGAAGAGAGUGGUUAUUCUCCCACAGACCCCGAGUGUAGGACACUGAGAGUUGGAUGUAUGAGUACAAAUUCUGAUACCAAGUCACCUGACAAUCCACAUGAACAGAGGACUAUUACAAUGACGAAUGAAAGAUGUGCUCCUAUUUCUGGGGCUAAGGUGGUUCCUACUUCAUUAAAUACAGGUCGCUUUGUGAAAGAAGAGCCUACAUAUCCUGAGUUGACAAUUGAUGAAACGGUUUGUGGCAGUCAUGAAACAUCAGACAAUUCUAGCUGUUCGAACAACAGGCUUAAUAUUAGUAGAAACAAUAUAAAUUAUGAACAAGGAAAAUCUCAAGUGCAAGGAACUGGCAGAGUUAAGUUAAAGCGACGUUGGGUGGAAUCUGAAGAUUCAAGUGCUUCUUGUGAUCAAGUCAAUGCCAAAAAACAAACUGGUGUCAGCAGGAGCUCUGGUCUGAAUACUGGCCAAAUCAGUCAUAAAUUUACAGCUUCUGGGUCAACGCAGGCAGCUGAAAGUGGAAUGCAGAGCAAUUUUACUGAAAAAGCAAGGAAAACUGGCUCUGUUGCUGGUAUAGCAGAACAGAGGUUGGUUCGUUUAAGGAAGGUACUGGAAAAACAGAAAACUCUGUCACCAAGAAAAAAUAGCAACAUCUCUGCAACUUCUUUGCCAGAAAAACGAAGUCCCAGGGCUACAAAACCAUCGGUUACUGAUAGGGAGGCCAGCUCUCCCACAAGCAGUAAUACUGUUAAACAGGGCGAAAAAUUUUUGCCAACUCAAGGAAAUGCCAGGGCUGCAAAUACUGUUCUUGAUAGGAAAGUCAUCUCUCCCACAGACAGUAUUACUACGAAACGGAGUGAACAAUUUUCACCUCCUCAAGGAAGUCACAUAUCUGGAAACAUUGUUUCUGAUGGGAGUCGUGUAUCUUCCACGCAGAAUAUUAGUACCAAACAAUAUAAACAAUUUUCACCUCAAAAAGGUUCACGUCGCAAGAAGAAUGUAGCUGCUAAUCGGUUGAAAGUUUUACAGGACCAACUGAAAAAAGAUCAAAAAACAUUGCAAGGAAAUCAGAACAAGAAUGUGCAACCUAAACAACCAAUUUGUGUUGUUGUACAUGACUCACACAGAACCAAUGAUGAAGCAGAGUUUUUGAAAGCAGAAGAACAAAUGCUAAUGGAUGUUCAAGAAUUACGAGAAGAAAUUCAUAAGGCAGGUGGUGUGAACCCUGAAGAAAUAGAGGAAAUGAUUUGUGAAAUAAUACCAUCUUCAUUUCCUGAUACAAAAUCCAAUUUGUAUAUUGUUUCGGACACCAAUGUCCUGGUCUCCAACUGUCAGUCCAUUGACAAGCUUUGCAAUACAAAUGUAGAAGGAAUUGGCUGUCCAGUUUUCAUCAUACCGUGGAUGGUUCUACAUGAACUGGAUAUUUUAAAGGACAGAAGAGAUGUAACAAAGAGCAAGAUGACAGCAGUACGAGCUCAGAAGGCCAUUACAUUCCUGCACAAAUGUUUUUCAACCAAACAUCCUCGAGUCAUAGGACAGACCGUGUCCGACGCUGGCCCUGAUGCUCUUAGUGGUUUAUGUAAUCCUGACAACAGCAUUCUUCAGUGCUGCCUACAACAAAUGGGACUGGGCCGCAAAGUGCUGCUGCUUAGUGAUGACAAGAAUUUGCAGAAUAAAUGUAUGGUAAAUGGAAUUGAUGCAGUUGGCAAAAGUGAUUUAAAGAAUUACUUAGAAAAAUUGAGUAAACAGAAUAAAAAUAAGCCAGAAGCGGCAAAGACACUUACUUCCAAUCCAGGAGAGUCAUCAUUUGAAGAAUCUGAUGUAAAAGUUAAUAUUUUAGUCACAAAUCUGAUGCACUGUGCAAAAGAAGUACUUUCAAAGAUUAUUGUGCAAGAAAUGGGAAGUGCAUAUGGUGACAAGUGGAUUGAUGUUAUUUGUGUGAAGCCACCUUUUUCUCUCAGUGAUAUUUUUACCUGUCUGAUGCAGCACUGGAUGGCUGUGUUCGGACUGGUAAUGAGCAAAAACAGCUUGGCUACAGUGAAGGAACUCAAAAAACUGUGUGAAUCUCCUCAUGAAAAAAAUCAAGGUUGUAGAAUAUCCAUAGAAGAUGUGAAGAACAUUGCAAUCAGAUUUGCACGCCUUACUUCUGAGUUUGUGAAACCACUCUACAGUAAAUUGAUAAAAGAAGCACAGUUAUAUUUAGAGAAUUUAAUCAGUGAUUGUGAGAAUCCAUUUUCACGUUCAGAGCUGAAAAAUUCUGUGACGUUCAGUGAACCAUCCCCUGAUUGGGUCGUGUCCAAACACCUAGUUGUUGUUGAAAACAUUAGAAAGAUAUGCAUUGCUCUAGUGGAGCUUUGUCAACAACUGCGGAUGGUAAUAGCUCAUGACCAGAGUUUGGUACAAGCAAGACUACAGGUAGUACUCUCUGAAGAUGAUUUAAAAACAUGGGUGUCAUAUUUUUACGGGCCUGUAUCAAACCUGUAUUUAAUAAUGGAAAGUGUUGCUGGAGCUAAAGAAGCCCAGGCCAUGCACUCUCCAGAAAUGGUCCCAGUAAUGGACCAUAUGUUCAAAGAUUUUUCUGAACUGUACAGAUUAAUUUCAUCAGGGCAGCAGGUGGGGUUCACUAUUGAGGAUAUGUUCUCAUUCUUUGAAGAUAGUGAAACAAGUGAUAUAUUUAAGGAAAUUAAAGAACAAUUCCAUAAUUGUGGAGUUAUAAUGAGGCAAGCUGUUGAUCAUUUUUCUGAAAAAGACCUCAUCCCUUUCUCCAACAAUAAUAGUGCUAAUAACAGCAUUUCACUGGAUGAUGUGGAAAUGGAAGAACAGUUCAGUGAUACUGAUAAAUAUCCCUGACUGAAUUUCUUUGAAAUUGUAAAAUAUCUCUCCUUACCUGCAGCUAUUGACUCUCAGAGUUGUAAAUUUUUGUUGUAUGUCUUGUAAGUCUGUAUCAUCCUUAUCAUAUGUCUUAUAUACACAGAGUGUCUGUCCCAAGAGUUAUCAGGCUCACUUUCUGUUGUAUUUUUGCUUAUAUUUGCAAUUUUGUUUUUGCAAUGUGUAGUGGAGCCAGCUCUAACAAAUACUGCUUAUCACAAAACUUUCACUUGAAGCCUAUUGCCUAUGGAAAGUAUCUGUUUGUUUCCCAUUACCAUUAAAAUGAUUUCUACAUCAGAUUUUUAGGUGUUAUUUUUUUUAAAGUGGUACCAACUUAGUCUAGUGCAAUAUUCAUUUUAUCAAUAUGUAUCAACAGGGACAGUAAAAUUCUAAGAAUUGCCAGUACUCCAGCCUUGAUUAACAUUCUACCAUGCUCCGUGCUGCCUGCUCGUGCCGUGCAGCAUCAGCACUUUAGUUGCUGUUGGAGUACUAUUUAUUAUUUUUGUUUUACUCUCCCUGUUAUGAAAUAUUGUUAAAAUGAAUAUCACACUAGAGUAAUUUGGGAUUGGUAUGUCAAGUAAGCAUGUAAAAUUCUGCCUUAAAAUAAUUUUGCUUGUGACAAGAAACAAACAAAUCCUUUCUAUUGAAAAUGGAUGUCACAUGAAAUGUGUGAUGUGCAGUAUUUGUUUGUGCUGACUCCAUCUACACAUUGCAAAGACCUCCCAAAAUGCCAGAGAAAAUGCACUUGAUGACUCUUGUACCUGUAUAUACCUGAGUGUGUCUGUACAUAGAACCAUAUUUGUUUGUGAAAGGAAAAUUUUCAUUUUUGUUUUGCUUUUUACUACAGUUCAUGCACACAGGACACACAUAUGUACAAGAGGGGAAAUCAAGGGAGGGAAAGAGUAUUUUGGUACAACGGAUGAGCAGUGAGACUAGAGGCAGUAGUGUUAUACAUAGGAAAGUGUAAAAAGGGUUUAUUUUACAAGUAUAUCCAUAUGAAAUAUACUAUUCAGUCAUAAGCAAACAGUAGCUCAUCUAUUAAGAAGGAAUUUACAAAUCUUUUGAGUAAUUAAAGAAACAGUUGUUCAUUACAAGUAAUACAUUUCAUCUUUUGAUUUAAUACUAUGAAUCAUUCUCUGUCACUAUUGCCACAUGUAAGAACACAUUUAGAAAAUGCUCCAGGCUGUGUUUCUUCAACUUCUGCAACCAUGUCUGUUUCAUAUCGACUGACAGUGUCAGUUGAUUUACUUUCAUGUUUACCUGUGGAAACAUCAUUGCUUCUAUCACUGUGACUAUCACUAUUCAAAUCACUUCCCACGUGUAUGAUCAUCACCAGUGUUUAGUCCAAUAAUCAUUCACUUGAAAUGUACUGCUCUUCAGUUUUCUUUAUGCUCUCACAGUGUGUCUUCCAGUCUUAUUUUGUUGUGAAAGAACUUGUUCAUUUAUAAGUUUUAGUAAUAUGUCUAUUCAGAUUGCCACGUUAAGUUCAGAAACACUGUUCUUGAUACUUGCUCAUAUCAGCACUAUAGGAUUUAAUUCUGGAUGAUACAGAGAAAGUCGUAAUAUGGCAUGACUGUGUUUGAUUAAAAUACUGUCUGUUUUAUAAGCACCCUGGCCUGGUUUGUUCAUUUGGAUCACUGAAUAUAACUGGUGUCUCAGCAUGUCCUUGUGAAAAAGAAUUAUCUUCUAUGUUAACCAGGAAAUCAUUUUCAGCACACCCUAUAAUGAGUUGUUACUCCACCUGUACAACAAGUGUCAACAUAUGUCUCAUCCGCAAAGACAAUUGGACGACACUCACAUCUGUACUCUCUGAUACUUUUCAAGUAAGUUAUUUGUUUUUACCUGAUACGACUUUAUUCUGCUUGUACACGAAUCUUAGAAUUCAAAGAAUUUUGUGAAGUGUGCUUAUACUUCCUUCGGUAUUUAUUGAACUCUCUAAUUUUGUAUACCUUUUCUUUAAAUUGGAUCUCCUUUCUUUGUAAUGUAGAAAUUAUUUGCCAUGUGGAGACAAACAUGUUCAUUAAAAUUGCCUAGACUGAGCCUCCAAGAUAUUUUUGGCAUUUACUUAUGUGCGUCGAACAUGUUGAGAAUUCAUCUGCGUGGACUCUUUCCAGUUCUCUCUUGGUUUGCCAGAUGGAAGUAAAUGAAACACCAGUUGCUUCAUCUACUCAUUUCAAUGUGGAUUGUAGUCUCAUUGGAGCAUGUAACUCAGCUUCUUUGUUCAUAAACUGGUAGACGUAUUCAACCACUUUGCAGGUUUGACUGUGAAGAAUUUUUCCAUUUAACUUGCUUUGUACUAGUGGCAUCUUCAACUUUGAAUGUGAUCUCCCAGAGUAUUUCCAACUGUCACUCCACCUGACAUGAUAGCAAUACAUCUGAUUGUGGUGAUCAACUGAGCAGGGCCAACUGCACAUCUUGUUUACACUGUAAAGUUCUGUUUGCAUGAACUGUGUACAUGAAUAUAUUUUUUGUAUUAUUUACUGAAUGUAGGGCCACUUCAGUAUAUAUAUCUGUGAUAUUUGUUAGAGGCUGCAAACCUUGUAAUGUGUGUAUAUGUCAAUUAUUGUAAAUGUUACUUCAAAGAAACUCUAAAUGGACCAAUAUGUGAAUCCACAGUCAAACCAUAAAAUUGCUAGUCAUUUUGUGGAAAGUGUAUUUCUGUAUAUGUAUUUCUUUUGUUACUUCAUGUGAAUAAAUGAU